Leptidea sinapis is the source of this 1893-nucleotide messenger RNA. Its product is annotated as clotting factor B-like. Gene Ontology annotation, biological process: proteolysis. Gene Ontology annotation, molecular function: serine-type endopeptidase activity. The transcript has 7 exons. Lineage: Eukaryota; Metazoa; Arthropoda; Insecta; Lepidoptera; Pieridae. The record is from RefSeq and is a predicted model, not a curated record. The coding region runs from base 3 to 1307 and encodes 434 amino acids.
AAAUGGAAGUGCUUUAUUUAAUUUUGUCGUUUUUUAUUUUAAAAACAUAUGCAAUAGCUAUUAAAGGGCCCAGUAUGACCAGAUACGACCCAUGUGGUCUAGGAGCUAUAUAUUUUGAUAAAUUGUUCAAUUCUUUGUGGAAAGGAGUAGUACAUCUUAGUAUGUAUGAUAAUUUGCAAUAUGCUGAAUUGUCGUUGACGUUUGAAAAGCCUUUCAAAAUACAUUGGGAAGCGCAGAAUGGAACAUUACUAAUCAAAAGCGACGAGAGAGAAUAUUUCUUUAAGUCUAUCGGAAUGCCACCGAACAGAAUAUCAUUUUACCUAACGCCAGUAGAAAAUGUAGUGGACGUGCCUAUUGUGGCUGAGUUCAAAUUGAAUAAUGUUACACUCUGCAAUGACGCUCUUAAGGCAACAGAGCAGACAAUAGAAUCAUUAGAUGUGUCAGUGACGUCAGCAACUUCUAGGCAAUUGUGCGGAAGACGAGCACUUGCCCACGCUGAAAUAUUGAAAGUGAACACUAUUUCCAAAGCUGGCGACUGGCCGUGGCAUGUCGCUUUGUUUUUGAAAACAUCACAAGGCAUAAACUUAACCAUGUACAACUGUGGGGGCAGCGUUAUAUCCAGAACUGCAGUACUGACAGCGGGGCAUUGCUUGUUCAUAGGAAAUAAUCAAGUUGAAACUUCAACAAUAAUAAUUGCAGCAGGUGUGAAUAAUGUAAAAGAUUUAAAUCAAACAGGGCUACAACUUUUACCGGCAUUACAAGUGAUUCUUCACCCUUCUUUUCGAUAUGAGCAGACAACGGCAGACUUAGCAAUCGUUAGAGUGAAUAAAUUUGUUUACACAGAAUUUGUACAACCGAUAUGCAUUUGGGGACCAGUCUACGACAAGGAAUCGCUUUUUGAAUCAACUGCUAUUGUAACUGGAUUCGGUAGAACAGAACAAAACCAACUAUCAGACAUGCUGAGGUCUGCUUACACAACAGUGCAAAACGACUCGACUUGUAUUUCUGUAGCACCAGAAUUAUAUUCAAGUUUGCUCAAUGAGUUCACCUUCUGUGCGGGUCUUGGCCCUGACGCUGGAAUUAAUCAACUGAAUGGAGACAGCGGUGGUGGCUUAGUAUUACCUAUCAUGCAAGUAGACCACAAAAUGAGCUGGUUCCUUCGAGGAGUGCUGUCUAAAUGUUUUGUGCCAGCUGGUGCUAAAUCUUGUGAUCCUGGAUACUAUGACAUAUAUGUAGAUGUGGGACCGCACUACGGCUGGAUAUACCACAACUCAGGACUCUAUUACACUAGUAAUAUUGUCACGUGAAUAUAUUAUAGUAGAUAAGGUUACGUAAGAGUAGGGCAGUACAAAAAGAGGCAGUCAUUAUGCCAGAAUUGUUUUUGAUGUCAGUAGGUAACGGAACUCAAAAUGGCUGGACUGAAUUUUAAAUAAUUUUCAUACUACUCUCAAUUUAAAACGGCGAAUAAUUUGGUCAUUAGUCAGCGAUUGGAUUGAAAAAAAAAAUUUUUUUGACCAAGUAUCUGUUUAUAUAUAAAUGUAUAAAUGCAUUACGGAGAGCGUUUCAUAGAUUAAUCAAAUUAUCGUCAAUUUAUUUCGAUAUGAUUGUGAGGUUCAGUAAAGGAAUUUUCAUAAACUAUGCAGUACACAGAAAUAAGUUAUAUAUUAUUAUAAAUUCUAUAUUUAUAAGUCUUAUUAUAAUUUUUACAAGUAUGUUUUUAUUGUUCUUUAAUAUAUAAACGCGUCACAGUGAAGCAUCGGCGAAUUAGUGAGUCUAAAAAAUAAAAAUACAUUGUAAAAUAACCUAGUUUACACUGUACAGUCAAUCUAAGCUAAGUAUUAAGUAGAAUACUAAGUAUAUAAAUAAUUAAGUAAUAAAUGAUUCGGAAUACUC